ACCCCGACCCUCUCCCAAAGUGGCUUCACUGUAGUCGGUCCUCGGUGGUGUAGGCUGCGUAUCAAGUCCACGCUUGAGCCGAAUCGAGGAGACUCCGUUCUACUUCUACCUUUGGGCUUGGUGCUCAAUGCGAAGCCGCAGCAACUCAGGCACGCCUAAGUCAACUCAUGCAGAAAAGGGAGAAAAGUUUUGGUAUACAAAUGCUCUCAGUCCAGCCAGACACCAAGCCGAAAGGUUGUGCUGGCUGCAACCGAAAGAUCAAGGACCGCUAUCUUCUAAAGGCACUGGACAAAUAUUGGCAUGAAGACUGCCUGAAGUGUGCCUGCUGUGACUGUCGUUUGGGAGAGGUGGGCUCCACCCUGUACACUAAAGCUAAUCUUAUCCUUUGUCGCAGAGACUAUCUCAGGCUGUUCGGUGUAACGGGCAACUGUGCUGCCUGUAGCAAGCUCAUCCCUGCCUUUGAAAUGGUUAUGAGGGCCAAGGACAACGUCUACCACCUGGACUGCUUCGCCUGUCAGCUUUGUAAUCAGAGAUUUUGCGUUGGAGACAAAUUUUUCCUAAAGAAUAACAUGAUUCUUUGCCAGACGGACUACGAGGAAGGCUUAAUGAAAGAAGGUUAUGCACCCCAGGUUCGCUGAUCUAUCAACGUCACCCCAUUACGAAUACAAAGCACUACAUUCUUUUAUCUUUUUUGCUCCACAUGUACAUAAGAAUUGACACCAGAACCUACUGAAUAGCGUAGAUAUAGGGAAACAGGAUGGUUAUACGGAAUAACAGGCGGACUGCAUCUGUAUGUAGUGAAAUUGACCCCAGUUCAGAGUUGAAUGUUUAUUAUUAAAGAAAAAAUGUAAUGUACAUAUUGCUGGAUUUUUUUGCUUGCUAUUUGUUUUUGUGUCACUUGGCAUGAGAUGUUUAUUUUGGACUAUUGUAUAUAAUGUAUUGGACUAUUUGAAGCACAAAUGUAAUACAGUUUUAUUGUGUUACCAUUUGUGUUCUGUUUGCUUCUUUGUAUUGUUGCAUUUAGUACAAUCAGUGUUUAAACUUACUAUAUAUUUAUGCUUUCUGUAUCUACCAGCUAUUUUAAAUGAGCUGUAACUUUCUAGUAAAGAAUUGAAGAGCAAAUCUCAUUAAUGAUACACGAUAGAUAAAGCAAGUCUAUCAGCAUUUUAAAAAAAUACUAAAAAAUAAAGACACACGAAACGUUUUAGUGACAUCCACUACUUACUGCCACUAUGAUUUAGGGUCUAUCGGUGUUCUCAUUAUAAUCCCCUAUUUUCAGGGGGUUAAAAAUCAGCUUUAAAAACACAUAAAAUUUCAUCUUAAAGCACUUUCAUUUUAUACCAACGUGAAAAGUGCCAUUUUUAGAAUAUCCUUAAAGCUUAACUGUUAUCCUCUUAAUAUCAUUUAUGUGUUAUUUACCUGUAAAAUAGCUUUGGUUUUUUUUUUCAGCAACACCACCUAUGUGAACUAGUGCCUUUGGGUAUCAUGUAAAAUUUUUCCAAAGGGUUACUUGAAAAAGUGUUACCACAAUUAUGAGAUAAGUUUAAAAGGACAAAUGAAAUUUCUCGUAUAAGCAUUGCCUGGAUCUUUCCCCAGGAGCUAAGGUUUUAAUAACUAUUGCUUAAUGAGUUCAUGGCACUGAAAAGAUCUGCAUGUGAAUCCACUGAAAUUAUGACAACGUGUAUAGAAGCUAUGAUGGUAUUUGAGUAGCGAGGUUACAGCAACACGACUGUAGAAUCUUCUAGAAGAAGAGAAACAAAGGGAUGGAUGAAAAGCUGAGAAUGAUUAUUUUCUA
Octodon degus (degu) is the source of this 1795-nucleotide messenger RNA. It is a transcript of the gene Lmo3, whose product is annotated as LIM domain only 3. Gene Ontology annotation, biological process: positive regulation of transcription by RNA polymerase II. Gene Ontology annotation, molecular function: DNA-binding transcription factor binding; transcription coactivator activity. NCBI's taxonomy places the organism in Eukaryota, Metazoa, Chordata, Mammalia, Rodentia, Octodontidae. Bases 168 to 638 code for a protein of 156 amino acids. The transcript has 4 exons. Gene Ontology annotation, cellular component: nucleus. The record is from RefSeq and is a predicted model, not a curated record.